Molecule: messenger RNA, 5156 nt
Organism: Varroa destructor (honeybee mite)
Lineage: Eukaryota; Metazoa; Arthropoda; Arachnida; Mesostigmata; Varroidae
Product: small ribosomal subunit protein mS39
Biological process (GO): mitochondrial translation
Cellular component (GO): mitochondrion
Molecular function (GO): rRNA binding; protein binding; ribosomal small subunit binding
Source: RefSeq, a predicted model, not a curated record
UUUACUUGCGCAUUGGCACUAUCAUCAGCUGCGACUUGAAGCCUUAUUUUUUGUCGUUUCAAUCCAGGGGCACAUUUAUGAUUAAAGGCAAGCGGGAACUUGUAUAAUGUUUUAUUACAUCAAUGUAAGCAUAAAGGAUCACGAAAAUGUCUAUUUCAUGCCGCUAAAUCUUAGUUCAGUGCUGCUGAUCGAAAACGAGAAAGCCACAAACGCCUGCCGAAAUGUGAGAAUGCAGCAUAUAAGAACGAGGUUUUGAAAAGUAAACACUCGUAUCUAUUGCAGCUUUUAUUUACUACUGAAGUAGAGAUAUACAUAACACAAUUAUUGGUGCAUAGGUGAAAUAUGAGUGCAAAACUACACCCAUUUGAAAUAAUUACCUUUGUCCUUUAGAUUUUCGUAUCUGCUUUCUGCAUACAUGUAGCGAAUAGCGACUGCCAAGAAAGAAUUAUCUGAGCAAAGUUCAGAUUAAAUAGGCAGAUACGCUACGACUGCGUAGCGUACGUUCUACACUAGAUGAAACCGUGGAGACAGUUUUGUUGCAUUACGCUACCAUCCCUCAAGCUAAGUUCAGUGGUCGUGUUUGCCCAAACCGGCAGGCCAUCCCUGGUGCUUCAAAAUACACGUCUAGGCCCUGUUCUGCAUGCGGUCUUCGUAUAAUAUCUACGUGUGCGACUCCCACAAUUAGGAGUUAUAUACGAGGAUAAUUCGCGAUAUUACAAACACAUUGGAAGUUCGGAAAUCCACGGACCACUUUUUUUUACUUGGCGUGAGGCACAUCGCGCAGAGAUACUAGACCUGAAAUGUACUAUCCUAACAAGGCAUGCAACUUAGGUUAGCAGGCUACCUAAGAAGUUGCCUAGAAACAUCUGAGAGUUACGUUUAACAGGCAGAUAAGAUUCUGAUGUCGCGUCGCAUACGGAACUAAAACUGUCUCCCACAUCAUUAACUCAAUUCUCAGGGUUUUUUUCAGGGCAAGAUAUGCACAACAACUUCAGAUCAUAUGAUUCGUUGGUUUCACCCCAACUGACAUAUUGUGCCCCUAUGUGAAUGCCCUACGAUAUAAGAAAAAACAUAACCUUGCUUCAACGUGUACAGGAUAGAUUUGUGAAAUAUGUUUCUGGAUGAUGCCACAUUUCCUGAGACCAAGACAUGCUCCCUAAUGCUGCUAAGCAGUGUUCCCCGUCGAGGCCUUUCGCAGUUGGUUUCCACUCACAAAACAUCGAGCCCUGAGGUUCAAAUCGAGAUUCCCAAAAGAAUCCAGCGGGGGCCGACAGACAUUCUCCGAGCCCUGUCUUCAACACUGAAACCCGAUUAUACCGCCCCACAUUAUCGAUACCAUGAUGACCCGUUCCUGAUCCCACACUCAUCCAUGAACAAACGGUCUUUUUCUUUAGCCAAGGAGAGCGGGCGAAAGGCAGCACGGUACUUUUUGCAAAAAUAUCCCGAAUCGUUCAAGUAUGAUCCAGCAGACCCCAAGAUAGCAGCAUUCAACCCUCCUGAGAAAAAGUUUAUUGAAGAAAAUGAUUAUACCGAAGAGGACCUGCUCUAUUUUAUAAAUAAUGUUCGAGUCAUUGAUGCUCAGUCAGUAUUCAACAGUAUUCAUACAAAAGGUGUGGAGGUCUCCCAAAAAACAAUUCUAUUACUACUACAGCUGAUGUCCUUCUACAAUUGUAGGGAAGCUGAAACCAUAAACUACCUUGAAGAACUAUAUUUCAGUCACAAAGAGUUGUUACCUAAGAAAACAUGGACAGAUGGAAAUCUGGCAGAACUACUAUUCGAAAUGCUUGAGGACAAGGACACAGUGGCUUAUUCUGCGUAUAUCUAUGGCCUGGCAAAGCAUAUUCACGUGGAAAAAGCAUUUGCUAUGUACGAGGAGAUGCGGUUGAAGGAGCUCGUGCCCUCGCUACAUGCUUAUAAUGGUUUAAUACACUCUGUGCAGUAUAUGGCGGAAGGUGCUGACCACCGAUGGAAGCUAGUUACGAAAUUGUUACAUGAUAUGCAGGCUAAUGGAGUGCAGCCAAAUUUAAUAACGUUCAAUAAUGUGCUGGAGCUCUGUUCCAGGCUUGGUAAUGCGCGUAUGGGGAAAAAUUAUGCUUUGAAGACGCUUGCCGAGAUGCGCAAACUCGGUAUUGAACCGAGCCUUGCGACCUACAUGUAUGUUCUACGUUCUUUCUGCAAGACCAAGGGACCAAUUAGCACCAUCCUUAGAGAAAUUAUCGAACUUCUUGAUGAAAAGGUUCUUGUUCCUCAAGAGGCACGCGAUUUCGAUUUUUUCCUGUGGGCGAUGAUCGUAUGCAACGAGCAUCUUUUCAACAAGGACGUUGCUUACAAGGUGAACGAACUCCUAGAGAAAAACCCCGAUCUGCUUGGUAGCUCCGCGCGUCACUCGAAAUAUUACUAUCAUUUUUUCAAGUUAUUGGCAGAGACUGAAGACAUUGAUGGAUAUAUGUUGGUUUACAAUAAGUAUGUGCCAAACACUUACAUACCGGAAACAAGCAUUUACAUUGAAACUCUGCAGGCGAUUGAUCUAAAUGAUGCGUUUCGCUACUUGCCUCAGGUGUGGUCAGAUAUUGUCACAUCGAUGAUCCAUGAGCGAAACAGUGCUAUCCCUGGGUCUGUGCUCAGUCUUACGGCUAGGUUCCAAUCAUCUGGAACUCCCGAAGAUGACAAACUGCACCAACAAAUUAUCGAGAUUGCCAGGCAUACAAGAGAUCGCUGGAAUGCGAGCCGACAGCGAUCCGUGAACACAUUUCAUGUGCCAAUAAUGAUGAAUGCUAAGGAUAUAGGAAAUAUGAUCCAAACAUUUAUUAACGGUAGUAGACUGGACGAAGCUUGGAUAUCAGUGCAACAUCUUAUUGAACGGCAACACGAAAUUGUGGGCUUUUCCGAGGCAAGCCCACUUCUCAAUUUCGUUCAGCGCGCUUGUCACGCUGGAGAGUUCAACCAGGCUUUGUAUUGCGCGAAGUACUGCGCAGAAAUCGGCCACAUUAGCGUGCCAGACUGGAUGAAACAACAAGCGGAAAGAUAUGCGUUUGAUCAAAAGAUUCUUGAGGAACUUGAUCACCUAACGGCGAAAUCAUCUACAGCGGAGGCGAAAAAAUAAAUGAUAGCUAUCUAGUCAAUAUUUUACAUGUCCGUAAUAAAACUUUUAACAUACUUGUGUACCCCAACGUAUCAUCACACGCAAACCCGCUCACUGUGUUUCCGCGAUAAACUCAUUACGGCGGAGGCAGAAGGAAUAAGAGCAAAGGUCAGCUAUCAUUUAAUGUCUUUGCACAGAACAAAAGUUCCCUGAUGUUUCUAAUUUUCCUGACUGCCUGAAAUCGUCAGUUAACCUUGUUGCCAUGCCCAGGUGGCUUCCAACGAAUCUACGUAGGACAACAUGGAUAAAAAUUUAAUUAAGAAAACUUGACAAAUGGCACACCGAAUGGCUCAAAAAGUCUUUUCUAAUAAUCCGUAAAAAAUCGACGUAGAAGUCUACGGCUAUUUUUGAGAAAAGCGUAUUUAUCGGUCCAUUAGAUAAACUCUAAUUUUUUUUUUGGGCUUAUGUCUGUACAUACUUGUUGAGCUUUUCGUGCCUUUAUGUACCUUUAACUUCCUCGCAAAGUUAAAUUUGCUAAAUUUUUGUGAAGCUGACUGGAGUAGCCUGCACGUACAAAUAUUGCAUACUGUAUAAAGGGCUUUUUAAAAGAUUUGUAAGGGCCUCGAGGUACACUAUAUUAAAAAGUUAUUUGUAAAAUAUUUAAAGAACGAUUCCUAAGCGAUUUAGCCUUCAGUUGUAGCCGUAUCGCAUUUCCAUUGAAGAAACGAUAUGUGGAGAUGUUCCUGGCUAGCUAUACAAAAAUUUCAUCCAGAAAGCGGUACUCGUUUACGCACAGUAUAUAAGCCGGUGUUUGUAUCCAAAUAAUGACCAGAUACCUUAUAUAUGUUCCAUUUUAGCACUUUUUACCAUAACUCGCAAGCCCCCUUGAGGCAUCCACAUGAGAUACAUAUGAUUAAAUAAAGAAAAAUGUAAUUAAAGUACGUCCGUUUUACCAAUAGAAACAGGUAUUGCUCAGGAGAUCACAUUCUAACUUGGGAGAAAGGCUGCCCCUUCAAAUUUUUAGUCAUUUGCCGUUGUUGAAGGGACAACGAUAUCACUUAAUCGUAUAUCAGAACAGAUUUGUCGAAGUUACUAGAUGGUACGUUUAUAUUAUGUGUUUAUGUUUAUAUUAUGAUAAAACUGAUGUAAUCGCAUUUUAUUCAAGAAUGUGCUGUAAUAACAAAAUCCAGUGGCAAGUCCCACUUUUCUUUGGGAAUGAGCGUAUUUUUCUUGGAUAAUACGUUUAAUUGAAACCAACCCAUGGUCACAAAGUAACAUGAGCAGUAAUAUUCCUUCAGUUUAGAUUUAUAAAUUAUCUAUUACAACAAUUAAAACAGUGCCGCAUAGUUGGUUCUGCUAGAUUAGAUCAUCGUUCUUUGAAUCUUGGAAAACAGCUGUAUAGGAACGUAUUACAUCAAAUGCAGUCGCUUAACUUUCGCUGACAAUUAUUGGUUUAUAAAGACCCCAAGGCACAAUGCUACUUUUAGCGCCACAAGUAAAGAGAAGCUGUUGCAGAUGUGAGAAGACGUCGAAAGCGAUCUGAUUACAUUAUCGACUUAGGGAAAAUAUCACGAGCCAUAAAUUUUUGUUACAUACCAAACGCUUAAGAACACCGGUGUACACAUUAAAACACCGCUGUGCUAGCGUAAAAUUGUAAAAAAUAACUUCGGCCGAGACGAUUUCGCAUACGUUCAGUCGAACGCCAUGGUUACCAUCAUAACGUUGUCAGAAAUGAUUAAUUUUAAUAGAAGCAGAACUUUUGCUAUUAAAACGAAAAUACCUCGACGGAAAAACUGUUCAAGAAACAAAUUAAAAUGAAACGCUCUGGUUUUGUUUAAGUGCAUGCUGCAGCAGCAAAUCCCCACAAACAUUGACUUGUGCCUCAAACCUGCCUAUCAUUUCUGACGCUCCAAGCUUAGCUUACCUUAAAACCAGUAAAUAAAUAAGAGUGUUUUUUUCAGCGUAAAGAACUUUAUUUGUUGUUGUUUAUUUUUAUUGUUUUUUCUGUAUUAUUAUUGUCGUUCUUCUUGCUAUCGGUUGACUUAUAGAAGUCUGUUGACGACGUCGGAAAAAC